Molecule: messenger RNA, 1382 nt
Organism: Anopheles merus
Lineage: Eukaryota; Metazoa; Arthropoda; Insecta; Diptera; Culicidae
Product: interleukin enhancer-binding factor 2 homolog
Exons: 2
Coding region: 134-1330 (398 amino acids)
Source: RefSeq, a predicted model, not a curated record
AGCGUCAAAUGUUUUCAUCGCAAACGCCGAUCGAUACGGAUUGUUGGUUUGUUGGUGCUCCGGCAUUGAACAGACGCUGGUACGGAUUGUUGUAGCAAAAGGUCGGCAAAUACCAAAACACACACACACAGCGAUGGUUCGUCCGGGAAUGAUGCGCGGCGGAGGCCGAGGCGGCAUGGGAAUGGGCAUGCGUGUGCGUGGGGCACCGUUCAUGAACAAGAAAACGUUCCUUCCCCGCCACCCGUUCGAUCUGACGCUCGCCGAGAUGGCCUUUCCCCGGGUGCAGCCGGCGCAGGACGACUCCGUACUGACCAAUGCGCUGCUGAAGCGCAGCCAGGACCUCACACCGGCCGCAGCGGAACAAACGGCCAUCUCGAACCUCGUCUCGAAGGUGCAGGCCGUGCUGGAUAACAUUGUUAUUGCACCCGGCGACUUUACCAAGUGCCAGCUGGAGGAGGUACGCCAGGUAGGCUCGUUCAAGAAGGGCACCAUGAUGGCCGGUAGCAAUGUGGCCGACAUCGUGAUCAUCCUGAAGUCGCUCCCCACGAGAGACUGUGCCGAAGCGCUCGGCAAGAAGGUGGAGGAGGAUCUGGAAAAGUCGAUGAAAACGGAAGUCGUCCCAACGGCGGAAGCCCUAUCGCUGUCGUUCAGCGAGAAGGGGUUCGAAAUCUCAAACUCCCUCGCGAAGGUGCGCUGCCUGAUUGCCACGCUGCCCCAGAACAUGCGCAAGCUGGAGACGGAGAAGCAUCUGGAUUUUAAAAUCAUCCAAAGCCACCUGGCCGCCAUCCGGCACACGCGCUGGUUCGAGGAGAACGCACACCACUCCACCAUUAAGGUGCUGAUUCGCAUACUGAAAGAUCUUGCCCGCCGGUUCGAUGGGUUCAAGCCGCUCAAUCCGUGGAUUUGCGACCUGCUCGCCCAUUCCGCCAUCAUGAACAACCCGAGCCGCCAGGCGCUGCCGGUGAACGUGGCCUUCCGGCGGGUGUUUCAGCUGCUCGCUUCGGGGCUGUUCGUGCCCGGCUCGGCUGGCAUUACCGAUCCUUGUGAGGUGGGCCACUUCCGGGUGCACACGUCGAUGACGCUGGUACAACAGGACGAAUGCUGCAUGACGGCACAAACGCUGGUGCGGGUGCUGGCCCACGGUGGAUACAAGCACAUACUCGGGUUCGUGGAGAACACAACCGUCGCGAACGAAAUGUCUGUUUGGGACGGGGUGGUCGUUUCGCCGAUGGAACCGGCGUACGAAAAGCCGUCGGAAAAGAAGGACGGCGAAGAGGACGACAUGGAAUGCGUCGAGGGAGAAACGAUCAACGAAGAGCCGAUCGAGUGAAGCCGGUGUCGGGCGGAUCAUGGACACAGCUGCUCUUAACGCGUUAUGAUUA